UAAAGAGAUUCAAGAGCUGUCAUUUCAUCCAGAAAAAAACAACGGUUUGGCAUGGUUUGUGGACCGGUAAAAUCAUCGAUUCAUAUUUCUUCAAAAAUGAUUCCGGUGAGAGCGUAACCAACAAUGGCGACCGUUAUCGCGCCAUGAUAACCGACUAUUUGAUGUCUGAAAUUGGAGCUCGUGAUUUCGCCGCCAUUUGGUCUCAACAAAAAGGCGCCUGUUCCUAUUGGACUCAAUGGAUGGACCAUCAGAGACGUAGUUGCGGCCAACAUUUGAAAGAGUUAAUUUUCAAAAAAUAAAAGCCAAAGAAUGUUCUUUGGAAUGAAAAUAAACAUUCCCCUUUAAAGUUGAAGUUUCGGUGUUCUUUCUUUAAAAAAAAAAAAGUAGGGAACCUCGAAAUGAAUCGCCCUUAUAUGCUUUGCAGUUUUCUCUUCAUCCACAAAAAUUGGCGAACAGAUUUCACAGAAACUGUCAACAAAUUUGUGAGUAAACCUCAGCUGAAACCAUCGGCUCGAACUUGCUCGCACGAUUUUAGUAUUGCGAUGGAUAUCUUACGAUCAAGAACGAAUUAACUUAAACAAACAAAUAAUUAAAAUAAUUUUUGUGUAAAAUUUAGAAAAUACUUAAAAAAAAAUAAAAUGAUCAGAAACAGUGUGGACAUGAUUCGAAGGUGUUGUUCUUACGGUUCGGAGCUCGAGAAUAGUAGCCAAGGAGAAAAAGAAAAAGAGGACUUCAAUGAACAGAAAAUUAAUGAGGAGUUAGAGAGACACUAUGUAGAAUUGAACAAUGCUAAAAAGUUACUUUUGCUAGGUACUGGCGAGGCCGGCAAAUCCACCUUCUUCAAACAAAUGCAUAUCAAUUACGGCGGAGGUUUUUCAACUGCCGCUCGUCUGGAAUAUAAGCGAGUCAUACAUCAGAAUAUUCUGACAGCGAUGCAGUCGAUGCUGAAUGCCAUGAAUGUGUUGCGAAUAUCAUACGAUAAAAUAGAAAAUGCGCUGAUGGCAAAUAGCAUUUUGAUCGCCAAUGUUGACGGCGUAACAGAAUUGGAUGAGAUGAUUUUGUCAGCCAUAAAAUGUCUGUGGGCCGAUACAGGAGUACAACAAUGCUAUGAACGACGAAGAGAAUAUCAAAUAAUUGAUUCGGCGAAAUAUUUCCUUGACAUGUUGGAUCGUGUCACACGGCCCGGUUACAUACCCACAGAUGAUCACAUAUUGCGUUCACGUGUUGUUACGACUGAAAUAGUGGAGCACGUUUUCGAUACACAGCAAAACAAAACGAGACGUACUAGUAAAAAACGACAAUUACUUCGAGUAAUAGAUGUCGGUGGACAACGAUCUGAACGACGAAAAUGGCUACAGUGUUUCGAUGAAGUGACAGCUCUCAUAUUUCUAGCAUCGCUCUCAGAAUACGAUCAGACAUUAAGCGAGGAAGAAGGUUUGAACCGCAUGGAGGAAUCCAAGUGUCUAUUUCGUAUCAUUUUAUCAACGAGCUAUUUUCGUAAGUCUUCGAUUAUUCUAUUUUUAAAUAAACAAGAUUUACUGGAAGAGAAAAUAAUGACCUCACACUUAGUGGACUACUAUCCGGAGUAUGAAGGUCCCAAACAAAAUGCGGACAGUGCAAAAUAUUUCAUACGCCAAAUGUUUGAGGCAAUGGUGGAUAAAGACCGUAAAAUUUAUACACAUUAUACAUGCGCCACGGGUACUGGCGAGGCCGGCAAAUCCACCUUCUUCAAACAAAUGCAUAUCAAUUACGGCGGAGGUUUUUCAACUGCCGCUCGUCUGGAAUAUAAGCGAGUCAUACAUCAGAAUAUUCUGACAGCGAUGCAGUCGAUGCUGAAUGCCAUGAAUGUGUUGAGAAUAUCAUACGAUAAAAUAGAAAAUGCGCUGAUGGCAAAUAGCAUUUUGAUCGCCAAUGUUGAAGCCGUAACAGAAAUGGAUGAUAUGACUUUGUCAGCCAUAAAAUGUCUGUGGGCCGAUACGGGGGUACAACAAUGCUAUGAACGACGAAGGGAAUAUCAGAUAAUUGAUUCGGCGAAAUAUUUCCUUGACAUGUUGGAUCGUGUCACACGGCCCGAUUACAUACCCACAGAUGAUCACAUAUUGCGUUCACGUGUUGUUACGACUGAAAUAGUGGAGCACGUUUUCGAUACACAGCAAAACAAAACGAAACGUACUAGUAACAAACGGCCGCUACUACGAGUAAUAGAUGUCGGUGGACAACGAUCUGAACGACGAAAAUGGUUGCAGUGUUUCGAUGAAGUGACAGCUCUCAUAUUUCUAGCAUCGCUCUCAGAAUACGAUCAGACAUUAAGCGAGGCCAAAGGUUUGAGCCGUAUGGAGGAAUCCAAGAGCCUCUUUCGUGCCAUUUUAUCAACGAGCUAUUUUCGUAAGUCUUCGAUUAUUCUAUUUUUAAAUAAACAAGAUUUACUGGAAGAGAAAAUAAAGACCUCGCACUUAGUGGACUACUACCCGGAGUAUGAAGGUCCCAAACAAGAUGCGGACAGUGCAAAAUAUUUCAUACGCCAGAUGUUUGAGGCAAUGGUGGAUAAAGACCGUAAAAUUUAUACACACUUUACAUGCGCCACAGAUACGAGAAACUUUCGCGUCGUAUUUCUGGCGGUGCAGGAUACAAUAAUGAGCCAUUACCUUGAAGCAAUAGGCAUCAAUUAAGCUGCGGCCUUUAUGUCUAAGCGAAAAAGUCUGUAGAAAAAUUUGUAAUUUUAAAUUUUCCAUUAUUUAU
Molecule: messenger RNA, 2739 nt
Organism: Bactrocera tryoni
Lineage: Eukaryota; Metazoa; Arthropoda; Insecta; Diptera; Tephritidae
Product: guanine nucleotide-binding protein subunit alpha-11-like
Exons: 14
Coding region: 639-2669 (676 amino acids)
Biological process (GO): adenylate cyclase-modulating G protein-coupled receptor signaling pathway
Cellular component (GO): heterotrimeric G-protein complex
Molecular function (GO): G protein-coupled receptor binding; G-protein beta/gamma-subunit complex binding; GTPase activity
Source: RefSeq, a predicted model, not a curated record